CCCGUCCUUACCCUGGACCCAGGAUGAACCUGGAGCGGGUGUCCAAUGAGGAGAAGCUGAACCUCUGCCGGAAAUACUACCUAGGCGGGUUUGCGCUCCUGCCCUUUCUCUGGUUGGUCAACGUUCUGUGGUUCUUUCGGGAGGCCUUCCUGGCCCCAGCCUACGAGGAGCAGGGACAGAUCAAGGGCUACGUCUGGCGGUCAGCCCUAGGGCUGCUCUUUUGGCUCGUGGCACUGACCUCCUGGAUCACCAUCUUCCAGAUCAAUCGAGCCCGCUGGGGAGCCCUGGGCGACUAUCUCUCCUUCACCAUCCCUCUGGGGAUACCCUGAUCAGUCCUCCCCUCCCCUGCCAGCUCAUGGCCAGGCCACCUUCUCACCCUGCCUUGCCUCCGGCACUGGGCCAGUAUGGCUUCCAAAGGUGAAGAUCUAACAUCCUUCAGGUCCCCACAGCCUUUUGUUUAGCCAGGUGGCUCCCAGAACAUCUAUCCCUGACUAAUUUACUACUUCUUUUCCCUGUAGCCUCCACUGAGACUCCCAAAUAAAAAAAGCAAAGGAUAUUUCAUG
Molecule: messenger RNA, 563 nt
Organism: Vombatus ursinus (common wombat)
Lineage: Eukaryota; Metazoa; Chordata; Mammalia; Diprotodontia; Vombatidae
Gene: PSENEN
Product: presenilin enhancer, gamma-secretase subunit
Exons: 3
Coding region: 24-329 (101 amino acids)
Biological process (GO): Notch receptor processing
Cellular component (GO): gamma-secretase complex
Source: RefSeq, a predicted model, not a curated record